AACACUCGCUUCCAUGGUUGCCCAUCACAAACGGAUCGAUUAGCUGAGCUAGCAUGGCAAGAAAGGUUUUCGCAUGCGUCUCUCUUGUAAUCCUUGCGCUUGUGCUCGCUGGCCCAGGCGCGAAGGCCGCGGCGAUCUACAGCAUCGACGGGGCGGUGUCGUCGUCCUCGUCGUUGGCAAGACUGGAGGACGGUGUGGCGCCAGAGCUCGCGGUGGUGACGACGGCAGAUCUGGAGGUGCACCGCGACAUCCUCCGCGGCAUCGGCACGGGAGCCCUGGACCCCAGCAAGCCAGGCUGCCUGCCGUUGUGCGCCGGGAAGGGACUGCCGUACACCGGCCGGCGAUGCAACCCAUAUAACCACUGCCCACCAAAAAAGUGAACGUAAGGGCACUACAACUACUACGGACUGUAUCCAUUUCCAUUCUUGAAGUAUAAGUUGUCAUCGCGCGGUCCCGCUGUACAAACAAUUGUGAAGUGGCAGUGAUGAUCGAAAGUGAAGGUUAUCUUUGUACUCCUCUUUUAUACUACUCUUUUAUACUAGU
This is a messenger RNA of Triticum aestivum (bread wheat), 543 nucleotides long. RefSeq lists its product as uncharacterized. The record is from RefSeq and is a predicted model, not a curated record. The coding region runs from base 54 to 380 and encodes 108 amino acids. Lineage: Eukaryota; Viridiplantae; Streptophyta; Magnoliopsida; Poales; Poaceae. The transcript has a single exon.